CGCGCCUUUUCUACGCAGGCCCGCCAUCUUUCCGGCCGGCUUCCAGCAGUGGAACACGUUGCUUGUGGGAAGUUUUGCUGUGGAUUAUUUUUGUGUGAUCACUGCUAUUCUUCUUCUAUAAACUAUUUCGGAUAACUGGGGCCGAAGCGGGCUUUGUGGGUCCCAGUGUCCAUCGUAGCAGUGGCCCGUCAUGGCAGACAAAAAUACCAGGAUUGCCAUCGUCAACCACGACAAAUGCAAACCUAAGAAAUGUCGACAGGAGUGCAAGAAGAGCUGCCCGGUCGUCCGCAUGGGGAAGCUGUGCAUCGAAGUGACCCCCCAGAGUAAGAUCGCAUGGAUCUCGGAGUCCCUCUGUAUCGGUUGCGGAAUUUGCAUUAAGAAAUGUCCUUUUGGAGCGCUGUCCAUAGUUAACCUGCCCAGCAACCUGGAGAAGGAAACCACACACAGAUACUGCGCCAAUUCAUUCAAACUGCAUCGACUGCCCAUUCCAAGACCAGGGGAGGUUCUGGGGCUGGUUGGGACCAAUGGUAUUGGCAAGUCUACAGCGCUGAAGAUUCUGGCUGGAAAACAGAAACCUAACCUGGGAAAGUUUGAUAACCCUCCAGACUGGCAAGAGAUCUUGACCUACUUUCGAGGUUCAGAGCUGCAGAACUACUUCACCAAAAUCCUGGAGGACGACCUGCGGGCUAUUGUCAAGCCGCAGUACGUGGACCAGAUUCCAAAGACUGUCAAGGGGUCGGUAGGCGCCAUCCUGAGCAGAAAAGACGACACAGACACGCAGGACCUGGUUUGCGAACAGCUCGAUCUGACUCACCUGCGUGAGAGGAACGUGGAGGACUUGUCUGGAGGGGAGCUGCAGAGGUUUGCCUGUGCCGUAGUCUGCAUUCAGAAAGCUGACAUUUUCAUGUUUGACGAGCCGUCCAGCUACUUAGAUGUGAAACAGAGGCUGAAAGCCGCUAUCACCAUCCGCUCGCUCAUCACGCCCGACAGGUAUGUCAUUGUGGUGGAACACGACUUGAGCGUAUUGGAUUACUUGUCUGACUUCAUCUGCUGCCUAUACGGAGUCCCGAGCGCCUAUGGAGUUGUCACCAUGCCCUUCAGCGUGCGAGAAGGCAUCAACAUCUUCCUGGACGGUUACGUUCCCACGGAGAACCUGCGCUUCCGCGAGACGUCGCUGGUGUUCAAAGUGGCUGAGACGGCCAACGAGGAGGAAGUGAAGCGACUGCGUCACUACCAGUAUCCAGAGAUGGCAAAGACCAUGGGCGAGUUUACGCUGGAGAUCAAGGCAGGAGAGUUCACGGACUCUGAGAUCAUGGUCAUGUUGGGAGAGAACGGCACAGGGAAGACUACUUUCAUUAGGAUGUUGGCUGGAGGACUCAAACCAGACGGAGGAGGUGACGUGCCUAUCCUCAACGUCAGCUACAAGCCUCAGACCAUCAGUCCAAAGUUCAAGGGCAGCGUGCGUGCUCUUCUGCACGAGAAGAUACGUGACGCCUACACGCACCCACAGUUCAUCACGGACGUCAUGAAGCCCAUGCAGAUUGAGAGCAUUAUCGACCAGGAUGUUCAGAACCUGUCUGGUGGUGAGCUGCAAAGAGUGGCGCUCACGUUGUGCUUGGGCAAACCAGCUGACGUCUACCUGAUUGACGAGCCCUCCGCUUACCUUGACUCAGAGCAGAGAUUAAUGGCUGCCCGGGUCAUCAAGAGGUACAUCCUCCACGCCAAGAAAACGGCCUUUGUGGUGGAGCAUGACUUCAUAAUGGCCACCUACCUGGCGGAUCGUGUCAUCGUCUUUGACGGGAUACCCUCCAAGAAGACGGCAGCCAACACUCCGCAGGGCCUUCUCGCCGGUAUGAACCGCUUCCUGUCGCUGCUGGAGAUCACGUUUCGAAGAGAUCCCAACAACUUCCGGCCGCGCAUCAAUAAACUCAAUUCCAUCAAGGAUACGGAACAGAAGAAGAGCGGGAACUAUUUCUUCCUGGAUGACUAAGGACAUCUUCAUGUCUGACCAAGCGUGACUUCCUGUGAGUGUUGCAAACAGAAGCAGCAGAAGGUGAUCAGAAGAUUGGAUAGAGAGCUAACAAAAACCUAUACAAUCACGUGUCAUGUGUCAGGGCUACGUUCACCAUCCAGCGCUGUUGUGAAAUGUGCACAGUUGAUACUCUGUCACUGUGGCAUGUCAAGUUGUGUAUCCAAGUUAUGGUGCCCAAACAUCACCAACAACAAAGUAAAGAAAUGUUGCCAAACAAAAAGCUGUGUGUGAGUGCA
Messenger RNA from Dunckerocampus dactyliophorus (ringed pipefish), 2268 nucleotides. RefSeq names its product ATP-binding cassette, sub-family E (OABP), member 1 (gene abce1). The transcript is spliced from 19 exons. Gene Ontology annotation, biological process: translational termination; translational initiation; ribosomal subunit export from nucleus. The coding region runs from base 191 to 1990 and encodes 599 amino acids. Gene Ontology annotation, molecular function: ATP hydrolysis activity; ATP binding; ribosomal small subunit binding. The record is from RefSeq and is a predicted model, not a curated record. Lineage: Eukaryota; Metazoa; Chordata; Actinopteri; Syngnathiformes; Syngnathidae.